Molecule: messenger RNA, 786 nt
Organism: Oldenlandia corymbosa var. corymbosa
Lineage: Eukaryota; Viridiplantae; Streptophyta; Magnoliopsida; Gentianales; Rubiaceae
Source: the annotation of a GenBank genome assembly
AUGAUUCUCGAGGUUGCGCCGGCCGUUUCUCUGUUGAAAGGGGAGAAUCUGAGUCCCCUGUUUUCUUCCGGCUCUACCCAAUUUCCUUCACAAUCCAAUGGGCCUGCGUCCUUGAAAGUUUUUCCGGCCAAGAGAAAUGGUGCUCUCGUCUGUUCUGCGAAGAGCUCCAACAGUAAGCCCUUGACUGGGGUUAUUUUUGAGCCCUUUGAAGAGGUUAAGAAAGAGCUUAAUCUCGUCCCUGCUGCUCCUCAACAGUCCCUUGCACGCCAGAAAUUUACUGACGAGUCUGAAGCCGCCAUCAAUGAACAGAUCAACGUGGAGUACAAUGUCUCCUACGUCUACCAUGCUAUGUACGCCUAUUUUGACAGAGACAACGUUGCUCUCAAGGGUCUUGCCCAAUUUUUCAAGGAAUCUAGUGAGGAGGAAAGAGAGCAUGCUGAAAAAUUUAUGGAGUAUCAGAACAAAAGAGGUGGGAAAGUGAAACUGCAGUCAAUUGUGAUGCCGCUUUCAGAGUUCGACCAUGUUGAAAAGGGGGACGCAUUGUAUGCAAUGGAAUUGGCACUGUCUUUGGAGAAGUUGACUAAUGAGAAGCUCCUUAAUCUGCUUGCUGUGGCAGGUCGUAAUAAUGACCCACAUUUGGCUGACUUUGUUGAAAGUGAAUUCUUAACUGAGCAGGUUGAAGCAAUCAAGAAGAUCUCUGAGUAUGUUGCUCAACUGAGAAGAGUGGGGAAGGGACACGGUGUCUGGCACUUUGACCAAAUGCUCCUUCAUGAGCACGCCGCUUGA